AUGGUGUAUUGUGACCCAGGGACAUGGCCAUCUGCAUUGGCAUUGCAGGAACCCCCUGGAGGAUCACCCUGGGUCACAGCAAUAGGAGUCCACCCCAAAAAGGCCCAGCAGCUGGACGAUAGUUCGUUCGACAAGAUGGAACGGCUGCUGGGGUUGCCUGGGGUAAGGGCCAUUGGAGAAGUUGGGUUGGACCAGAGCCAGCGGGACCCACCUCUUAAAAGGCAGGUUAGCACCCUAAGGUGGGUCCUAAAUUUGUGCAAGGGAAGGCCAGAGGUUCCCCUCAUUCUCCAUAUUAGAGGGGCUCCCGAGGAUCGCCAUAGUGCGGAGGCGCACCUGAAAGCCCUAACCAUAGUCCGGGAGAGGGUGGACCCUCAGCAGAGGAUCCAUCUCCAUUGCUUUGAUGGGGGCAGGCAGGAAGCGAGGCGUUGGAGGGAUGCCUUCCCCAAUGUCUAUUUUGGGUAUACGGGGGAGGUAAUCCGGUUUGACCAGGAACAAGGGCAAGUGGUGUCGUCCCUCCCCCUAGACAGGAUACUACUGGAGAGUGAUGCCCCCUAUUUCAGGCCAUCAUGGGUGCCCAAUCACAGCUAUGGGCAUCCCCAGUAUAUUGCCGAGGUGGCAAUGGGACUUUUGGCCUUUAGGUCGGGGGACACCCUUUGGGCAUUGCUGGAGGCCAUCACCAGCAAUGCACGAGUUCUGUAUAGGGUGUAG
Messenger RNA from Mytilus trossulus (common blue mussel), 708 nucleotides. RefSeq names its product 3'-5' ssDNA/RNA exonuclease TatD-like. The coding region runs from base 1 to 708 and encodes 235 amino acids. Gene Ontology annotation, molecular function: hydrolase activity, acting on ester bonds. The record is from RefSeq and is a predicted model, not a curated record. NCBI's taxonomy places the organism in Eukaryota, Metazoa, Mollusca, Bivalvia, Mytilida, Mytilidae. The transcript has a single exon.